AAAUUGAGUUUCAGACAAAAAAAACGAUUCUACGAUUUUGAAGAUACAUUCAGUAAAAUAUAAAAAAAAUAGAAAUGUCAGAUGAACAAACCUCUAUUUGUAACACUGAUGAAAUAGUGAAUUGUCCUAAUGAAGUAGAAAGAAACCAUGAUCAACACUAUCCAAUAAAAGAUGAUUCUAUACAAUCAGAAGAAAUAAUAGUAAAUAAUAGUGAACUAGAUAAAGAAGAAGAGAAUCAAAAUGAAGCUGUUGUAAUUAAAGAAAAUGAUCGGUGUAAAACAGACGUUAAUUCAUCAAUCGAAAUAUUGAAAAGUCGAGAAAAUGAAGGUGACGAUGAAGCAAAAGAGGAAGAAGAAGAAGAAGAAAAAGACAAAAAUACAAAAUUAAAAGAAAUUUCAAACAAAGAAGAUGAUUCAGAAAAACCAUCAACUUUUGAAAUCAUUGACAAAAAUCUAGAACAAUCUGAAACAACCGAGAAUUCAUCAGGCGAGAAAGACAAAGAACACAAGAAAAAAGUCAAUCUAGUCAAAUGGUUAAAGAAAAAUGUACAUAUUCAUUUACCAAAGCAUCACUCCUUUAAAAAGGAAAAGCCCGUUAUGGAAUAUAAGACUGAAUGUAUCAAUUCAAAUGAAGAAUCAAUGUCUGACAAACAAAUUAAUCAUAAUUCAUCUGAAGAAGUAAAAACUAUUGAACAUACUGAGAAUGAGCAAAAUGUAACAACUGAAGAGACACAUGAAACUACCGAAUUAUUACAAUCCACAAUUGAGAAUACAACAGCAGACCAUUCCUUAGUCACAUCUACAACAAUAAACAAUGCACAAUUAUAGUUGACUUAUUUCUUUGUAUGUGUGUAGUUAAUUUGUCAGUUUUUCAAUCUGUUAAAAAACAUGUAAUAAUUUUUCUUCCUCUGUCUUUUAUGUAACUUUAUUUUUUUUAAUUUUGAUUAUCUAUAUAUAAACGUC
Schistosoma intercalatum is the source of this 962-nucleotide messenger RNA. NCBI's taxonomy places the organism in Eukaryota, Metazoa, Platyhelminthes, Trematoda, Strigeidida, Schistosomatidae. The record is from the annotation of a GenBank genome assembly.